AUGUGCCAAAACCGCUUGAACUCCCUGUCACUUCUGAUCAUUGUAUCAGACUUGUUUAGACAGCUUAAUUUUGAUGAAUUAGUGGAUGACUUCGCAACAAGGAGGAGUAGAAAAAAGACGCACAGACAUCGGUGCAGCGUGUGCGACAAGACUUUCCCUGAAAAAUCCAACCUGAGGAGGCAUUUGAAGAUCCAUGCCGUCGCCAGGGAGACCUUUGACUGUGAUGUCUGCAGCAAGAGCUUGACCACCAAAUCAUCGCUGGUCAGCCAUCAACAGCAACACCAGUACCCCAACAUAAUUUUGUACCAGCAGGGAGAGGCCAGGCUGCAGUGUACCGAGGCCCCAAAAUCUGCGGCAGAGGCCCUCAGCACCGCUGACCCCAGCACCGCUGUUGACCCUACAUGGCUGGAUCGCAAGACAGCAGAGAUGGCUGCCAAGAGAUCCGAGGGUGAGCUGUGGAACGGUCAGCUGGUCAUCGUGUUUCGGGAAGUACGCCGGUCAGACCUUCAGGGAGAGCGGAACGAGCUGCUGGAGUGGCAGGAGUGGCUGCUCGAGUACGCCAGAGAGUUCCCUCCUGUUACAUGGCACCUUGACCGGAGGUUGAAGAAAGCACAAUCAAAGAAAGACCGGGCUCCUUUGACCGUCCCCGACCUCUCUCAGCAGGACCCCAACUACGCCAGCGAUGCCGAGUUGUUGGCUGCUGCAGAGAGUGUCCUGGACGAGUCCAAGGCGUCGGGAAACCUCGCCAGCUCUGUGUGCAAGGACGACAGGCCCGGACCCUCGUCCCUCCGAGAGACCUCGGAACCCGGUGGCAUCGUGCUGGAGGGCUGGCAGAAGUUCUGGGAGCAGCCCCCUGAAUCCGCCCAAGCCCUUGGUAUAGCCCCCGCCAACAUCAAGUGGCUGAAGACCAAUGAGACCUUCGGGCUGUUCGAGAGGGCGUCCAAGUACAAAAAUGUCAGGGGAGAGAUGGCUGAGCGGAAGCUCUUUAAGGAGAAGAUGGAGUUCCAGUUGCCCCCACCUGCUUUGGCCGUCAAGGGAGCUGUGCCCGACCUGCUCCUCUUCUUCACCACCCCUGCCUUUUUCUGGCGCCCGGUUGGCGUGAUGAAGGCAUUGAUCCGUUGCCCUAACACCAACUGCCCCGCACCGCCAGAGUACUACCUGGAGAAGAAAGGGUAUGGCAGCUACGCGAGGCAGGUGUGCGGCAUGAAUUUUCAUUACACCCUGCUGACCGAGAGGUUGAUGUGCAAGCACUGUCUCCAGCUGAGAGAGGAGCUGAGCCAGGCACACAUGGACGACAGCGACGACAAAGAGGACAACGCCCACCGUACCCAGCAGCAGUACACCUGGCUGGCGUAA
Messenger RNA from Menidia menidia (Atlantic silverside), 1356 nucleotides. The record is from the annotation of a GenBank genome assembly. NCBI's taxonomy places the organism in Eukaryota, Metazoa, Chordata, Actinopteri, Atheriniformes, Atherinopsidae.